AUGAUAUCGUCGCUGUGCCUCGCUUCCCCCAAAUCCUUCCUCCGCCCCCCGCGGUGCGUCGCCGCCUCCGCCGCCGCAGCCCCUCCUGCCGUCUGCUCGUCCGUGACGCUAUACGACGUGCUCGGCAUCGCCGCCGGCGCAUCCGGCCGCGAGAUCAAGGCGGCGUACCGGAGGCUUGCCCUUGCGUGCCACCCGGACGUGGCCGCGGUCGAGCGGAGGGGCGCGUCCGCGGUCGAGUUCAUGCGGGUCCACGCGGCUUACGAGACUCUCUCUGACCCGGAGAAGCGCGCCGACUACGACCGCAGCGUCAUGACAGCGGUGGACGCCGGCCGGCGGUGGGCGCCCUUCCGCUCGCAGUGGACGUCGUCGUACUCCACCGGUCGCCGCCGCCCUCGCACGUGGGAGACGGACCAGUGCUGGUAGCACUCGGACCGAUCCACCACAUCAGUGUACAGAUUUUGAGGGAUGUUUUACAUCAAUUUCCCUUGGUUAGAUUUGUAUAAGAAAAUCGAAGUCAUAUAUAGGCGUCCCCAUUUUUCA
This is a messenger RNA of Musa acuminata AAA Group (dessert banana), 540 nucleotides long. RefSeq names its product chaperone protein dnaJ 11, chloroplastic-like. Lineage: Eukaryota; Viridiplantae; Streptophyta; Magnoliopsida; Zingiberales; Musaceae. The coding region runs from base 1 to 423 and encodes 140 amino acids. The transcript has a single exon. The record is from RefSeq and is a predicted model, not a curated record.